CAGUUACGAAAGGCCCUUUAUUAACACACGUAAAGCCGCAGAAGAGGAUACUGAGUAUUUGGAAAUUUAGAAUAACUUACCGAUUUCGCGCCUGCGCAGGAGGCUCUUCCCUCUACUGGCCAGGAGUCGAAGGUUAUCAGAUAGAGUGAGUGGCGCAGUGCUCUACCUGAGAAUUCAUUAGCGGUCCCUUGCUCCCACUAAAUGAGGGCAAGGCACACACAGUGGUCGUUAACGGGCCUCUUAUAAGGACGGCGCGUUUGUCGUGUCGGCUGCUCUAAAACAGGGUGCUGCGCAUCGGCGAAACGUCUUUUGGCACCGGGCAGGGGCGAGUCACCCCCAAUAUAGUUUUCUUGACUUUGGUGCUCGUGAGGAAGUCUGAUUUAGAAUUUCCUGAACGUGCGUUAAGUCAGCUGCAAUAAGCGGUACAAAAGGCAAGGACAAGUCUGAAUCAACCAAACCCUGUUAAAAAGAGUCAACAGAAAAUUUUCGUAUUGGCAUCCAGAAAUUUGUUGGAGAACGAACACGCUCGGGUUGCAGCCUAGUGAUUCUUCAACUACACCGCGGAUUUUUUCACUCAGCCUCAGACAAAACCUCACACACCACUUGAUCGGUUUCGACAAGGGAGCAAAAGAGGAAACAACCGUCAGACUUGGCACCAAUAUCAAUAUCUCAGGGAUAUUUCUGUCGACCAUAAUGGAGAAAGUUACUUUAAUUGGACUAUGUGCGUUGGUAGUGGCGUCAUUCACAAGCACAUCUGCGGAGCCAAUCCAUCCCUGUCGUUUCUGGAACAACUACAUCCGUGACACCAUGGACCUGUGCGUAUUCUGGCAGUGCGUUCCCCAUCUGAGAGACUUCAGCGCCAAGGGGGGCUGGUCGUUCCGGCCGGUCAAAAUGCCCUGUGCUCCCGGCACCAGUGUUCUUCCUAGCUAUAAAGACGGGAGGAAGAACAUGUUCGACCCCUAUAUUGAUGAGAAUGGGAAGUUUAUGAACGUCAAUCCGUGCGUGGGACCUAGGAUUGAAAAAUGUAUCAGGGUGGAGUGGACUGCCUGGACGUCGUGGGGAAGCUGUAGCGAGGCGUGUGGUCCUGGUAAGCAAGUCCGUAUGAGAACGUGUCCCAAAGCCGGCGCCUGCCCAGGAGACGAAACUGAAGAACGGCCCUGCGAUUUAGGACCUUGCAUGAGUGAGUGGAGCGUGUGGGGUAUGUGCAGCGCCACCUGUGGUGGUGGGGAGAAACGCAGGACCAGAACAUGUAAAGGGGACUGCUUGGGCAUGUUCACGGAGGAAAUUCGUGCGUGUGGGAUGGAGCCAUGUAUUGGGGAGUGGGUAGCGUGGGAAUCCGUUCAAUGCAGCGCUCCCUGUGGUGGUGGCACUCAAACCAGAACGAGGCCAUGCAGCGGAUACUGCGCUGACGUGGAAACGUCUCAGACAAGGACAUGCAAUACGCAACCUUGCAUUAAAGAAUGGACGAUAUGGGGCGCUUGCAGCAGGACGUGCGGCAGCGGUAGCCAGGUCAGAACCAGGCUGUGUACUGGCAACUGUGUGGACGUGGUCACAGAGGAGACACGCCCUUGUGGACUAGCACCUUGCAUUGGCGAGUGGGUGGCAUGGGAUUCUCUGUCACUGACCCAGACAUGCAGCGCCCCCUGUGGAGGAGGCUUACAAACCAGAACGAGGCCAUGUGAAGGAAAUUGCGCAAACGUGGAAACAUCACAAUCUAGACCAUGUAACACACAGCCAUGUCUUUUAGAAUGGUCCUCUUGGGGCGUUUGCAGCAAGACAUGUGGAAGCGGUAACCAGGUCAGAUCACGAGUUUGCAAUGGAUACUGUGAGGGGAAAAGCUUACAAGAAAUGCAGUCUUGUAAUAUGCAGCCGUGCCUGGGAAUGUGGAGUGUGUGGGGCUCUUGCAGUGUAACUUGUGGCGGAGGUGAGCAGAUGAGAUCGAGGUCGUGUGAAGGAAGAUGCCAAGGGAUCCAAACUCGGGAAUAUCAGCCAUGCGCUCCACAGCCAUGCAUCGGUAACUGGGCACCAUGGGGUAGAUGCAGUGUAAGCUGUGGUGGUGGAAAACAAAUGAGAUCCAGAACAUGUAGUGGAAACUGUCUUGGUGUUUCCACAGAGGAAACCAGAACAUGCAGUGAACAGCCUUGCAUCGGUAACUGGGCACCAUGGGGUAGCUGCAGUGUCAGCUGCGGAGGUGGCAGUCAGAUGAGAUCCAGAACAUGCAGUGGAAACUGUCUUGGUGUCAGCACAAAAGAAACCAGAUCAUGCAGUGAACAGCCUUGCAUCGGUAACUGGGCUCCGUGGGGCAGCUGCAGUGUUACCUGUGGAGGCGGCAGCCAGCGAAGAACUAGAACUUGCAGCGGAAACUGCCUCGGUGUCAGCACGGAUGAAAACAGGGCCUGCAAUGAGCAACCUUGUAUCAGUAAUUGGGCGCCAUGGGGCAGAUGUAGCGUCACCUGUGGCGGCGGAAGUCAACUCAGAAGAAGAACGUGUAGUGGAAAUUGUGUUGGUGUCAGCACACAAGAAACUAGAACGUGUGGCGAGCAGCCAUGUAUAAGCGAAUGGGCGUUGUGGGGCAGGUGCAGCGUGUCUUGUGGCGGAGGAAUACGCAUACGUGAACGGUUGUGUUCUGGCAACUGUGUGGGCGUGGUCACAACCGAGAAGGAGGCUUGUAAUACAAACACGUGCCCAAUCUGGGCUGAGUGGUCGGAGUGGAGCCGGUGCUCAGUGAACUGUGACGGUCCGGGAGAACAGCUUCGCACGCGUACCUGCAUGUACGGGGGCACCCCAGGGGUGGACUGCCCGGGCCUUGCGUCACAGACACAGAUGGGCUGUAACCCACAAGCCUGUAAAUGUGAAAACAUCGACUACAAGAACUUGGACACACCCGAUGACGGCGAUGGCGACUGGGAGAUUGACAUAGAUAGAGGUUGCCCACCUGCCGACGCUGACGGAAUCCCUUACGUGGCAGUUGCUAUUACCUGCAGACGCGUGGACACAAAAGAGGACUGGAGUCAGUCUAUCCCCAAUGCUCCAAUGCCCCCCAACACCGACACGCCGUUUGCCAUCCCUUGCCUAGCAUCCGGUACCCCAGAGACCUUCUUCCUCAAGGGUUUCGUCUGUAACCAUGCCAACGCGAAGAAGGUACCCGGAUGGGAAAAGAAAUGCCCGGAUUUUGAGGUCGCCGCUAGGUGUUGCCAGCAAAAGAUGCCUUCAAUGCCCAAUAAUUCCACUUAUGUUAAGAAUAGAUAAUUUCGUUAGAUCGCUAGUGAAAGAAUUAAUUGUCAUCGGUGCUAUACACAUUGCUCAAAGAAGUGAGGAUCUUUUUGUUAAUUACAUGUACAGUAGGCCUAAAACGUCGGUUUUCCUUGAAUUUUGUACUCGAGUUCUCGUAAUUGUUAGUUAGAGACAUAUGAAUUAUAUACGGGUAACGUCAAAUUUGUUUCAGUUGUAUACGGAUUAUUAUUUUUCUCAUAGUUUUUCUGAGCGCCUGCCAAUUGCUCUGAUAUGACCAAAAUAGAUAGGUGCUACACGCUAUAUAUAAGAAAACAUUUUACAAAGUGGACAUCUUUCAUGAAAAUGCCCGACAAACAAAAUACCCCAGAUCAAAAGAAAAAAGAAAGAAGUUAAUUCUAUUAAAAAGGAAAUUGCAUCAUAUGCAUAUUUUAUGCUAUUCUAGCAAAAGUCUUGGUAAACCAUCAAGUCAUACCUUAUCCACACGUGUCUGUAAAUUGUGCCAAGAAAAUGUUGUGAGGGAUAUUACGUUUUAGUAAGUAUACGAUGCAUACAUAUAUUAGCGGUAGCUUCAAUCGCAAAUCACUAUCUCCAUCUCUAUGUGUACAUGUACAGGAUAUAUAACGUUGGAGUACAGUGAUCAGCACAAAAAAACUGGAUAGAGACAGAUAGUGAAAGUAAAAACAGAGAGUUGAUAUUCUAUUUCCUUCGUUCUUUCUUUCUUUAUUCAUUUAUUUUAUUCGGCAAAAUUAAAAACUAUUUAUUAGGUCAUUUUUUCUAGUUUUCUAAAACCUGUUACUUGUAUGUUUGGCUGUAUUAGCUCACAAUAUACUCGCAAAAUAAAAUUGAUAUCAUUUUCAUGGCACAUCACUUUAUAGAACAUCAUGAAGACUAACCAUUUUGCUGACCUUAGGUUUGAUGUCAAAUGUGAAAUGUGAUAUUUUCGAUAAGAAAACUAUUAGUAAAUGUUCAGUCCUUUCUAAUGGAAAAAUGCAUAAGGUCUCGUUACCAUUAGCUCUUUUGGUCUUUGGAGCACGUUUACUUUUUAUUUCUACAAUUCUAUGCGGCAUUAAACUAUUUUACAUCUACUGGGUAAUUCAUUUGUGUUGGUGUAAAAAAUCGUCUUUUCUGUUGUUAGUCUGUUAUUAUUAUUAUUAUAAUAAUAAUUAUUAUUAUUAUUUUGGAGACAACCAAUCUGUUGCCGCAAUUCAACUCGAUGAAUAUUCCAGUUUGCCCGGUCACAUCCAUUAUAACUCAUAGUCAAGAUUGUAUAGUUGAAUCCAAAAGGUAAUUUAUUCAAGAAUUGUAUACAAACUGUUGAGCAAUUAAUAAAUACCAUCAGUUGUA
Lingula anatina is the source of this 4578-nucleotide messenger RNA. RefSeq lists its product as uncharacterized. NCBI's taxonomy places the organism in Eukaryota, Metazoa, Brachiopoda, Lingulata, Lingulida, Lingulidae. The record is from RefSeq and is a predicted model, not a curated record.